UCGCCAGCGCUUGGUUGGUGUGACUCUUUCCCUGCGUCUCUGGGCUACGUGUGCUUUCUAACGGAAAUAAUGCAUGCCGAAGCUGUUUGCAAACUACUUGAAUCGAUGAAUAAUGUACUCUCUGAAUUAACUCGAGAAUUGAAUCAUAGAGAAAUGAAAAUGAAGAGCCGCUUUUAAAAACUUUAUUCAAUACAGCCUUUUAAUUAAAUCGUAAUAAUUCGCAGAUAUCGUAUUAUGUAUCGAUGCAACAUCGUACAUCGUAAAAUUGUAUUAAUUGAAUGCUUCUUCAAAUCAUCUACCACUAGCAAGGCGCGAUGCUGUACGUAUGUCUUUAUCGUUUUAACAUUUUAACGCUCGCAAUUGCAGUCGUGGCAGCGAUGAGCGGAAACAAGGAUUACAAAUCGGCCACGUCGAUCUACGACUUUACGGCGAACUCCAUCAAGGGAGAGGAAGUCCCCUUGUCCAACUACAAAGGCCACGUGUGCCUGAUCGUAAACGUUGCCUCGAAAUGCGGUCUCACACCGACAAAUUACAAAGAAUUAAACGAGCUUUACGACGAGUACGCCGAGUCGAAAGGAUUGCGAAUUCUCGGGUUUCCUUGUAAUCAAUUCAACGGACAAGAACCGGGAACAAGCGAGGAGAUUUGCACCUUUGCUGAUCGUCAGAAAGUGAAAUUCGACAUGUUUGAGAAAAUCAACGUGAAUGGAGACAACACGCAUCCGCUUUGGGCGUAUCUGAAGAAAGAGCAGGGUGGCCUGCUCGGUAACUUCAUAAAAUGGAAUUUCACCAAGUUCAUCGUGGAUAAAGAGGGCAAGGUCGUCGAGCGACACGGGCCGAACGUGGAUCCGCACAAGCUGAAGGAUUCCCUCGAGAAAUAUUUCUAAGUUUUAGUUUUCCUCCAGUUACUUCAUCUUUUAUGAACAACAUUGGUUGGCAUUUAAAUGGGAAUUAGUAAUUAGCCACUUACUUUUUGUAAUUCACUUCAAUUUUUGUAAUAGAAUAUAGACUCUAUGAUAUGCAAAA
This is a messenger RNA of Ooceraea biroi (clonal raider ant), 1023 nucleotides long. RefSeq names its product glutathione peroxidase-like 1 (gene Gtpx1). Gene Ontology annotation, molecular function: peroxidase activity. NCBI's taxonomy places the organism in Eukaryota, Metazoa, Arthropoda, Insecta, Hymenoptera, Formicidae. The record is from RefSeq and is a predicted model, not a curated record. Gene Ontology annotation, biological process: response to oxidative stress.